AUGUCUGAGGUAAGUGAAAAGGGAUUGAUACGACAUUUUUUCACUAGGAGGUAUGAAAAAAUUGUCGAUUCUCUAAUAGUGAAUGAGAUAGAGGACACUGCUUCUAAUUCCAAUAGAGAUCUAAUUCACACCAUUACUGCUUCAUUAAUAAAUGCUUCUAUUGAAAAGUACAAACGCGAUAAAUCUGCUUCGACUGAUGCUUCAUCUGAUCAAGGAUCUGAGAGUAGUGAUAGUUUUUGGAAAGAUGAAAAUUUUAAACAAGAGUAUGAGUUGGAUACCCCUCCUUCUACUUCGUUGCCUGAAGGUGAUGGGUCUCUUAAGGGUGAACAUCAACCUAAGGAGCACUUUUUGGAUAUAUUUGUUGAUAAAUUAAUUAGCAAAAUUGUACCUGAGAAGUUACCUGAAAGAGAACAGUUCUCUGAAAGGGUUUUAUCACCAGAUUUGAAGAAACAUCAACCAAUAUCAGCGUCUACAUUAGGUAGAAACAUGGGUAAAUUAGGCUCAAAAAUGACCGCAAUGUUUGAUAUGCAAGAAACAGUGAUUCGUUUAAUUACCUGGAGAAACCCAUCAGGUACAGUUACCUUGUUGAUUAGUAUGACCAUGCUAUUUUAUAAUCCAAUAAUACUACUGUUACUUCCUUUGGUUACAUUGAUGUAUAUGGUCAUGAUUCCCGGUUAUAUCCAUAGACAUCCCCUUCACAGAGCUAUCUAUCCCAGCAGAACAUCUUAUGGAAGGUCAUUACUCGAAGAUAUUGCUUCCAGUGGUCCAAGUAAUGCUUGGUAUCCGAACAAUACUUUGGUAGAAUCUUUAAAUGAGCUUCAGAGUGGUGAUUCUGGGGCUACAUCUAACUUUAGUGAUACAAAUAGUGUUAGCCAUAGUAUGGCUGUAGUGAUGAAUUUAAGGGAUGUACAGAAUAUAACUACAAGUUUAGUCCAAGUUUCACAGGCAACUGAUAAGUUUAUCUACGGUGCAGCAGGAUUCAAAGAUGAAAGAAGGUCUACAAUUCUUUUUUUCACAUGUUUUUUAGCUACAGGUUGCUUAUGGGCAUUAGCGCCAUAUAUCAACUGGAGCUUUUUUUUUAGUUUUAAUACUUGGCUGAUAUUAAUUUGCAUACAUCCAAAUAUUAGAGAACACCUUCUAAAAUUGAUGGAAUCAGAUAAAGUAGAAGAGGGUAGGAAGGCUUUAGAGAAGAAAGAAAGAUACGACGUAAUUUUGGAUGAAAAACCAGAAGUUAAACAUGUUGAAAUUUUCGAAAUUUUGGAACAAGGAAUAACUCCACACCAUUGGAAAUUCUAUAAAUUUUCAAAUCAAGUCUUUGAUCCACAUGAUCAGUAUAGGAAAUUACAACAACCACCCCCAGGUGUGGAUAAUUUAAAGGAUAUUGAGCCGCCAAGAACAUGGUAUUUUGACGAAAAUGCUCCAUGGGAAGUUGAUCCAAACGCUAAAAAAUGGAGUGAGGAAAGAGGAUUAAACUUGACUAUUAGUGGGCAAUAUUUGGUUGAUGAUCAAUUCAAACGUAGAAGGUUAACAAGGAGAGUUUUACGUUUUGCAAGACCAGCAAAUAAACCUCAAAUUUGA
Vanderwaltozyma polyspora DSM 70294 is the source of this 1578-nucleotide messenger RNA. It is a transcript of the gene PEX28, whose product is annotated as Pex28p. NCBI's taxonomy places the organism in Eukaryota, Fungi, Ascomycota, Saccharomycetes, Saccharomycetales, Saccharomycetaceae. The record is from RefSeq and is a predicted model, not a curated record. Gene Ontology annotation, cellular component: peroxisomal membrane. Gene Ontology annotation, biological process: peroxisome organization. Bases 1 to 1578 code for a protein of 525 amino acids. The transcript has a single exon.